Talaromyces stipitatus ATCC 10500 is the source of this 2375-nucleotide messenger RNA. Its product is annotated as Rho GTPase activator (Rgd1), putative. Gene Ontology annotation, cellular component: cytoplasm. The record is from RefSeq and is a predicted model, not a curated record. The annotation marks the transcript as partial. Lineage: Eukaryota; Fungi; Ascomycota; Eurotiomycetes; Eurotiales; Trichocomaceae. Gene Ontology annotation, biological process: regulation of GTPase activity; signal transduction. The transcript is spliced from 8 exons.
CCAUGGCUGAAUCGAUAUCGCCCUCUACCUCGUUUGCCGUGCGCCCUUCGUCGCAGGAUGGCGCCGUUUCUUCAGCAUCCAACUUUGGCUUGACUGACUUCAAUGCUGCCAGCGAGUCAGUCCCAGAUGAUCACACGAAUGAGCGCAUUGAGACUAUUCUGCAGUCAGAGAUCGGUGUUACGACGCUCCUCGCUCGCUUGAAACAGAGCAUUGCUUCUGCGCGGGACUUCUCUUCUUUCUUAAAAAAACGAUCAGUCUUGGAAGAUGAGCAUGCCCAAGGCUUGAAGAAACUUGCCCGCCAUACGAAUGAAGCGGCGCAUAGACCCGAGACGCGCCAGGGAACAUACAGUCGCGCCCAAGAUGAGAUUACCAGAAUCCACGAACAAAUGGCCGACCAUGGCUUGCAAUUCGCUGUAUCGCUAUACCAAAUGUCCGUCGACCUCGCCGAACUAUCUGACAACAUUGAAAAAAGCCGCAAACAAUGGAAGGCAAGCGGGCUUGCCGCGGAAAAGAAAGUAACAGAUGCGGAGGCUCUAGUGGAAAAGGCAAAGGCAAAAUACGAUUCUCUGGCUGAACAGUACGAUCGCGUCAAGACGGGCGAUAAGCAGGGAGGAAAGUUUGGUUUAAAAGGACACAAGUCCUCUGCUCAGCAAGAAGAAGAGCUGAGUCGCAAAGUGCAAAAUGCGGAUGCCGAUUAUCAGGCCAAGGUCCAGGCGGCACAGGCAGCGCGCAAGGAAUUGUUGUCCUCACAUCGUCCUCAAACUAUUCACCAGCUGCGACAGCUCAUCUUCGAGUGUGAUUCAGGAGUUACUCUUCAGCUCCAGAAAUAUGCUGCGUUCAAUGAGAGACAUCUUCUCGGAAAGGGUCUCUGCGUGACCCCAUUGAAGAAUGGGCCAUCUGACGGACCUAAGAGUUUGCGCGAGGUCGUCCACGAGAUUGAUAGUACCAAAGACUUCAACCAGCACAUCCUGACUUUUGAAGGUAGUUCUGGGGCGGUAAAGGCUCCAGAAGUUCAGUAUCAUCGGCAUCCUACUCUUGGCGGUUCUUUACCUGGGACUUCGUCCGUGCCGUCAUCUCAGCCAAGCAGCUUCAAUACUCGACAAACCACACAGCCUUCAGCGCCUGCGCCUUCUCAGCCACCUUUGGGAGCACCGCCGUCUACUUCACAGACAGCUGCGCCUAAAAUAGAUGCAACCACACAAAUAUUACCACAUCUACACAUCAUGAAUCCUGAUGGCCCCGAACCCCCAUCUCAAUACCCAGCUUAUCCUGGUUCUCCACCGGCAACUCAACCCCCCGCUCAACAACCCCUGGCAGCAACUUCUGCGCCAACUCCAUACCCUUCUAGUCCGUCAAAGCCGUUCCACCAGACUUCUUCCAACGCUCCGAUGAUGCAACCGCCAAAUGGCUUUAUGAACAAUCUUCCUCCAGUCAGACCUGUAUUUGGUCUGACUCUUGAAGAUUUAUUCCGCAGAGACGGAACCGCCGUCCCGGUGAUUGUUUAUCAAUGUAUCCAGGCAGUGGAGAUGUUUGGUCUAGAUAUGGAGGGUAUCUACCGACAGUCAGGAAGUGCCAACCAUAUCAACCACAUGAAAGCAGCUUUUGAUAACGACUCUUCCAAAGUCGACUUUACCAACCCGGAGGACUUCUUCCACGACGUAAAUAGUGUCGCCGGCCUGUUGAAGCAAUUUUUCCGAGAGCUUCCAGAUCCCUUGUUCACUCGACAAUUCUAUAACGAUUUUAUUAAUGCUGCUCGUAUUGAGAAUGAUACCCAACGACGUGAUUCCUUACAUGCUAUUAUCAAUGGUCUCCCUGAUCCAAACUAUGCCACUUUACGCGCUUUGGUUUUGGUAAGUAGACAUCUUUCGUAUGUGAUCCACAGGUCUGACCUCUCGGUAGCAUUUGAACAGGGUCCAAGAACAUGCAAGCAAUAACCGCAUGACGGCAGGCAAUCUUGCCAUUUGCUUUGGACCAACUCUCAUGGGCGCGUCAGGCGCCAGUCUCAUUGACUCUGGCUGGCAGAACCGUGUCAUUGAAACCAUUCUUCUGAACACUUUCCAAAUUUUUGACGACGACUGAUUCUUCUCCACAGUACAUUCGAGAUUUUACAUUCCCCUGAUUCGAGUUGUAGUAUGCUGUCGCCUUUUCAUUCUGCAUGUGUAUAUCCUUUAUAUCACUUAGUUAUUUGCUUCAAUUUGUUUGCAUUUGUCUGUUUUGGUGCACCAAAAAUUGAAACAGGCGCAUGGUUUUUCACUGUCUAUUUAUUUGUCUGCUUCUUCAUUCAUAUUAUCCGCAUUCUCUGUUAUUUAUUCCACUACCUACUUGAAUUUAAUCAGCAUGAUUGAUGCUCAGAUUUCGCAAUGUUAUGUAAGUUU